This is a messenger RNA of Heterostelium album PN500, 1914 nucleotides long. Its product is annotated as Ancient conserved domain protein 2. Gene Ontology annotation, molecular function: transmembrane transporter activity. Gene Ontology annotation, cellular component: plasma membrane. The record is from RefSeq and is a predicted model, not a curated record. Bases 1 to 1914 code for a protein of 637 amino acids. Gene Ontology annotation, biological process: transport; magnesium ion homeostasis. NCBI's taxonomy places the organism in Eukaryota, Evosea, Eumycetozoa, Acytosteliales, Acytosteliaceae. The transcript is spliced from 5 exons.
AUGGAGCAAUCUCAAGUGCCUCGUGAUACUUCCAUUGAAACGGUUUGGUCUUUCGAUUGGGAAUGGGCUGACGCGACUCCAGCUCCGACAGCAACUCCAGGAUAUCGAGAUUACCAUGCUUCGAGCCGUACACUGUCAGGUCUUUUUGCAGGUCUGACGCUUGGUAUCAUGUCUUUAGAUAUAACUGGUUUAGAGAUUGUUAUAGCUAGUGGGUCUCCAUCGGAAUCAAAGUAUGCAAAAAAGAUCUAUCCAGUUCGUCAACGUGGUAAUCUACUGCUGUGUACGCUAUUGCUUGGAAAUGUAUCUGUAAAUACGCUGCUCUCUAUUCUUAUGGCCGAUAUGACCUCUGGUUUCGUUGGUUUCCUCUUGUCGACAGCUAUCAUUUUGAUUGCCGGUGAGAUUAUACCACAGGCUGCAUGCUCGCGUCACGCGCUCGCCGUCGGUGCACACACCAUCUGGAUUGCACUCGAUGUGAUGCUCGGUAGCGAGAUGGGUACGAUCUACUCGCGUCAGCAGUUGAAGAAGCUGCUCGACAUCCACAGCACCCACGCACAAGAGUCGGGUGUCUCGCGUUCCGACGUCACCUUGUUGACCGGUGUACUCGACUUUGCCCAGAAGAAAGUUAUGCAGGUGAUGACACCUCUCGAGAAAGUGUUCAUGCUCGACAUCGACACGAAACUCGACACUCAUACACUAACAUCGAUUCUCGAGAACGGACACAGCAGAAUGCCAGUGUACGACGGCGAGCGUACAAACAUUGUCGGUUGUCUUUACAUGCGUGAUCUCGUUAUUCUCAACCCAGAGGACAACGUUCCACUGAGGACCGUACUCGGUCUCUUCCACAGACAACUACUGAAAACAUGGCACGACACUACUCUCGAACAGAUGCUAAAUGAAUUCAAAACUGGUAAAUCUCACAUGGCUAUCGUACACAAAGUAAACAGUGAAGGUGAAGGUGAUCCAUUCUACGAGAAUCUCGGAAUCAUUUGUCUCGAAGAUGUAUUGGAAGAAAUACUUCAAGAUGAAAUCUUGGAUGAAGCUGAUAACUAUGAAAAUACUACAAGUGUUGAUUACAAGACAAUCAGUAGUUUCCAUGGACAAGCUAAAAGAACUACAAGUAAGCUAUCACCACAACAAGUGACUGCCAUCUAUUCUUUCCUCUCUGGAAGCAUGCCAGAGUUUGCUUCCAAGCUGAUAUCGGAGCAGGCAUUCUCAAAGAUGUUGUCCAGUAAGGGUGUUAUUGUUGGUGAGUUUGAGCGUCCCAAGAAGGGUGACACUGUCAUCUACAAUCGUGGUGUCGUCGAUGAGUACUUCACUAUCGUCCUGCAAGGAAAGUUGGAGAUCAAGUCGGGUAGCGAAGGAUUCGUCAGUGAGGGUGGUCCUUUCACUACACUCGGUGUCAACGCACUAAAGACCGAGCAAUUCACUCCGGAAUUCACUGCUCGCGUCAUCUCUCACUCCUGUCAGUUGUUGCGUAUCAGCAAGAGUGCCUACGACACUGCUAUGCGUGCCACUGCCGACGAGUACAACAGCCACGUCUUUAAGAAACACAACAACGACAUCGAUUCGACAUCGAUCACCACCUACCACAUGGCAACCUCUGGUUCCAACUCGUUGGUCGACGACGAACCAAUCUCACCGCCACACCCACCAGCCAACCAACUUAGCUUUCGUGGCUCCCCAAAUACCUCAGCAAACAACGUCAACAACAACAACAACAACAACAACGGACUGAGUAGUGGUUUAAGUAAAUCAAAUAGUGCAACCAACAACACCAUUCUCAAUAACAAUGUAUCCAAUAAGACAACUACAACCACCACAACCAACAACACUCACUCUGUAAUCGAUGUAUCAUCAGAAGACGAAGAUGAUGUAGGUGGUAGAAAACCUUUUCUUCAUCACCAACCACAUUAA